Miscanthus lutarioriparius is the source of this 750-nucleotide messenger RNA. Lineage: Eukaryota; Viridiplantae; Streptophyta; Magnoliopsida; Poales; Poaceae. The record is from the annotation of a GenBank genome assembly.
AUGACGUCAGGCUUAACAGUAGUUAGUGCUGGUUUUGGCCUACUGUUUUCGCUUCUCGAUGUUGCAAAAAUCACCAAUAAACUCAAGCAACAAAGAAUCAAGAAGCUGAGACGAACGAUUUUCAAGAGGAACCAUGGAUUGCUUCUCCAACAGUUAAUCUCAUCAAACAGAGACAUAGCUGAGAAUAUGAAGAUUUUCGGAUUACAAGAACUAGAGCAAGCAACCAAUAAAUUCGACCAUAAUCGCAUCCUUGGCGGUGGAGGACAUGGCAUAAUCUUUAAGGGCAUCUUAGCUGAUCAACGUAUUGUGGCCAUCAAGAAGUCUAAAAUUGCAGUUCAGAGGGAAAUUGAUCAAUUCAUAAAUGAAGUUGUCGUACUUUCACAAACUAAUCAUAGAAAUGUGGUGAAGCUCUUCGGUUGUUGCCUUGAGAGCGAAGUUCCUUUACUAGUUUAUGAGUUUAUAUCAAAUGGAACUCUGUCAUAUCAUUCCAUGAGCAAAGGAAAUACUGAAGACAUCAAGGUGGUUGCAGCCCUCACAAGAGCAUGCUUAAGCUUAAAAGGUGAAGAAAGGCCUACCAUGAGGCAAGUCGAGAUAACGCUUGAAGAUCUACAAGGAUCAAAGGUCCUCCCCAAUUCUCGGAUGACAAGUCAAAAUGCUAUACAAGAUGAGUCAUAUAACGGAAACAAUGGCAACCUUAGAGAAAGAGUUCAUAAGCGAUUGUCAAGGCCGGAGCUUAGAGAAAGGCACUAG